This is a messenger RNA of Procambarus clarkii (red swamp crayfish), 7956 nucleotides long. Its product is annotated as phospholipid-transporting ATPase ABCA3. NCBI's taxonomy places the organism in Eukaryota, Metazoa, Arthropoda, Malacostraca, Decapoda, Cambaridae. Gene Ontology annotation, biological process: transmembrane transport; lipid transport. Gene Ontology annotation, cellular component: membrane; intracellular membrane-bounded organelle. The record is from RefSeq and is a predicted model, not a curated record. Gene Ontology annotation, molecular function: ABC-type transporter activity; lipid carrier activity; ATP binding.
ACAGGACCUGCUCUCCUACUAUGCCCAUUGUAACGGCACAUGAGCUGCCCGUAACAGUGAAUUUCCACGAGUGUGGACGCUUGAGGCUACGACAAUCACGUCCUGGGAUUGUUUGUCAUCACCAUCAACUGGACGACGCGGCCACACCUCUAGCCACACAGAUAAUCAACAAAAAAAGCCUUGACAGCACUGGUAAUGGGUACAGUGAACGCAAAGAGCUCAGAGGCGUGAACGCAGGGAAGCCUCAUGUCACUAAACCAAUAAGCACAGCAGUAAACACAAAAUAGGAACUUGAGAACUAUGAAUCUCGCGAAGAGCCUUUUAAUCCUCAACUGAUUACCACACCGAGUCAUCAGCGAGCGUCGCUAUUAAAGCAUUUAAUACUGUUCCCAAAAGCGUUGGUUUCUAAAUUUCUCUUCCAAUCGUGAAGUACAAACCGUGAACGUAGGAUCUGGGCAUAAGCACUGAGAAUGUCUUGACAGUGAAUGCAUUGCUGAAGUGACGUUUAGCGGCUGCUGCAAAGCCUCGCAUCAAUGGAUGACCUCACUGAAACAGCGGAUGCAGCGUCGGGAGGAGCCAGCACAGCGACGAAGGCUGGACGCAGGAGCGUGUUAGGGAAGCUGAGCUUGUUGAUGUGGAAAAACUUGUUACUAAGGAGGAGACACUGGCUGCUGACGGCGUUCGAGGUCCUGCUGCCCACCCUGCUCUUCACCCUCCUGGUCACCAUCAGGAUACUCCCCAACAGCGCCUUCCUCCCCAAGUACAUCAACGAGACGUCAACAUUUGCCGUAGCCUCUGAAGAGGAUCUGAGGAGAAUAUUGUGUUGGAAAUACGGCUAUUGGAGUCCCUUCUUUAUGACCUGCCAAGCAGGUAACACCAUCUUCCCCGGACAGACCAGGAUCUUCUACGGACCGCCUGGCAACUUCACCGAGGCCGCCGCCAAGCACAUCGCCUUUCAACUCCGUCUACCCGACAGUGUGCUCAGCCCCGUCUCCUCCAACGACCAGAUGGACGACCUGGUCGACAAGGCUUACUUCGAGACCAACAACUCCUACGCCACCUUCUAUGUAGGGCUCUUCUUCUACGACCUGGACGACCCGGGUCCCCCUGAGAGCCUCAGGUACGACCUGAGACUGGCCAAGUACUGGCUCACCUCUCAGCUCUACCCGUACCUGCAGGUCCCUGGCCCUAGGAACUACAGCAUAUUCGACUUCGGAAACUACAACAUGGACGGGUUUACCUUGAUCCAGAGCCUCGUGGACCGUUACUACAUCGCCAGCCUGACUAACGACUCCUCCUACAUGACUGGUAGUUACAAGCUGGAGGUGCAGAUGUACCCAUACCCACCGUUCCUACAAGACUACGGCAUGAGCCAGUUCUACGGCUCGGCGCUGCCCACCUUCGUCGUGUUGUCGUUGGUGCUGCUCUCACCCUCCCUUAUCAAGAGCGUCGUCUACGAAAAGGAAACGGGCGUCAGGGAGCUGGUGCGUCUGAUGGGUCUAGACGGAUGGCUGGUGUGGCUUGGAUGGUUCCUUCACUCCUUCCUUAUGAUCCUGGUCGUCGCCUCCAUCAUGACCCUGCUCCUCAAGCUGAAGCUGAAGCCCCUGGACGACGGCAGUGGGUUCCUGCCGCCCAUUCUGGCCUACAGCGACCCCUUCUUCAUCUGGGUCCUGCUGGUGCUCUACGGCGUCUCCUCCAUUGCCUUCUGCUUCGUCGUUGCUACCUUCUUCAGCAAACCGACUCUGGCCACCACUCUGGGCAUCCUGCUGUGGCUGACCUCCUUCUUCAUCCCUCGGAGCAUCAUGGAGUACGACUACAACACCCUCGGACUCGCUCCCAAGAUUUUCUCCUGCCUACUGCCUAAUAUAGCCAUUACCUGGGCCUUCAGGGUCAUUGCUAUGUUCGAGGGAAGAGCUAUUGGCGUUCAGUGGAGCAACGUGUGGGAGACCGGCAACCCUAGAGACCAGCUGAGUCCGGCCAUGAUCCUGCUGAUGCUGCUCCUCGACACCUGCCUCUUCCUGCUGGUGACCUGGUACGUCGACCAGGUCAGCCCGGGGCUCUACGGGGUACCACGACCCUUCUACUUCCCGCUCCAGAAGACGUACUGGUGCAGCUCGCCUCCAGUACACCAGCAGGCGGCAGAGGAUGAGGCCGCUAGAGAAGACCAGGAGUACUUCGAGAAGGAGCCUUUGGGACUUCGACCUGGAAUCGUCAUCAAGAACCUCAGGAAGGAGUUCAAGUCGCUGGGAAGGAAGGUGAAGGUGGCGGUCGAGGACGUGUCGAUGACGUGUUACGAGGGCCAGUGUACCGUCCUCUUGGGCCACAACGGUGCCGGCAAGACCACCACCAUGUCUAUCCUCACAGGUGUGCACGCCCCCAGUGGUGGGAGCGCCCUGGUCGGUGGCUGGGACAUCGCUACCAACCUGAAGGAGGCGAGGGAGGAGGUGGGUCUGUGUCCCCAGCACAACAUGCUCUUCGUCGACCUCACCGUCAUGCAGCACCUUCUCUUCUUCGGUAGGCUGAAGGGAAUGACGGUGAAGAGAGCGCGGGAGGAGGCGGCGGCGCUGAUGGAGCGGCUGGAGCUGGUAGAGAAGAAGAACAUGUACGGUAACCAGCUCUCUGGAGGCAUGAAGAGGAAGCUGUGCCUGGCCAUCGCUCUUAUGGGAGACUCCAAGGUGGUGAUCCUGGACGAGCCGAGCAGCGGGCUGGACCCCGAGUCACGCCGGUGGGUGUGGGACGUGGUGCAGGGGGAGCGGGGCCGGCGCACCAUCCUCGUCACCACCCACCACAUGGAGGAGGCCGACGUCCUGGGAGACCGCGUCGCCAUCAUGGCCUCCGGCAGGGUCGUCUGUGCUGGCUCCACACUCUUCCUCAAGAAUAAGUUUGGCGACGGCUACACCCUGACGGUGAUGCUGUCCGAGGGAAGCAAAUUGGGGGAAAUAAGGAGAGAGGUCUCCCAGCACCUCCCCGAAGCUGCCCUUCGUUCAGCCCAGCGCGGCGAAGUCACCUUCAAGCUCCCGCCCACUACUUCACUCUUCGCCCCGCUGCUCGAUGCCCUGGCCAGCCGCAAGGAGGACCUCGGGGUACAGCAUCUGGGCCUCACCCUCACCAGCAUGGAGCAGGUCUUCCUCAGAGUUGGUGAUUUGAUGGAAAGAUACGAGGCGCUCGAUGGAGAGGCGAGCUACUCCACCAAUGGGCAUCUGAAUGGCAACGACAAUAUCGGUUUUAACCUGAGUGCCGCCAGUCUGCUGGGCGACCCGAGCGACCUGACUGGCGGGACCUCGAGGGACGGAGGCGAUGCGUACAGCAGUCAACGCUUCCUCUUCGACAGUCAGAAGAACAUAGAGGCACUGCUCUCAGGAGCCAGGUUACAGAGGCAGAGGUUCAAAGCGUUCUUCGCUAAGCGAGCCAUCUACAGCAGGAGGAAGUGGGUGCUCUUCGUGACCCAGGGUCUCCUGCCCGUGGUAGUGACCGUCUUGUGUCUACUCGUGGACGCCUCCUUCACCGAAGACACCCUCAGAGAACCUCCUCUCGUCCUGAGCCCCACCAUGUACCCGUACUCGAUCUCCUACGUCCUCGCCUCCUCCAGGCACCAGGGCCUCUCUGACGCUUAUCAGUCGCUCUUCCACAACCCUUACGAGGUGUAUACCACAGACAACAUGACUCAGUCUCUUCUCCACGAAGCUGAAGAGAAUCUCUUCCGAUAUCGGGAGAACAACGUGUGUUCUGCAGAGUUCCUGGACGUGGGAACAUCAACAGCGCUGCGGGUGCUGUACCAGUCAGUGCCCUACCACACACCAGGUGUCAGCGCCUCCCUCGUCACCAACGCGCUCCUCAGGUUCGCAACCAACUCCACCCGACACUCCAUCACCACCUCCAAUCGUCCCUUACCUCCAAACAGAACGUGGAAGAUGAAGAGCAGCAACGCGCCCGGGAGCGCCCUGGUGUAUGCUAUGGUGAUGCCUCUCGCCCUGGCCUUCCUCUCCGCCUCCUUCUUGGUCUUCCCCCUCCAGGAGCGGGAGACCAAAGCCAAGCAGGUGCAGGUGAUGACAGGGGCGUCAGUGGGCGUCCUCUGGGUCACCACCUUCCUCUGGGACUAUCUGACCUACUUCAUCUCAGCAGCCGUCGUCUUCAUCGUCUUCAUGACCUUUGACACGAAGCAUUACUUCACCACCGACAGUGCUCCAGGUGCGUUGAUUGUGAUGCUGGUGAUGUACGGCUGGGCCAGCAUCCCUAUGGCUUAUGUCUUCAGCUUCCCCUUCCAGACUGCUGCCUCAGGCUUCGCUGUCCUCGCUCUCGUCAACAUUGUUGCUGGCAUGAUCAUCACGACAGCUGUGUGGGCGCUCAACCUGUCGGCGCAGCCCUCGCUUCUCAUCCUCAGUGAUGCUCUUAACUGGGCCGUUUCUCUCAUCCCAACCUUCCCAGCAUCCAUGGGGUUUAUGCACCUGGUGAACACAAGUGCCUACAACUCUCAGUGUGAUCUCUUCAACGCCACAGUGAAGGAUGAACUGUGUUCCAGUCUGGUUCAGUACCUCCCCACGAACGCCUUCGUGAAGUGCUGCCCACACUGUGAGGAGGUCGGCUACAGGACGUGCUUCGAGAAGAGGUCGUACUUCGUGCUGGACCAGCACGGCAUGGCGCCCGACCUGCUGACUCUCCUGGUCAAUGGGUUCAUCUUCCUGGUACUCCUGGUCGUCAUCGAGAUGGACUCCGGCAGGAUGUUUUCGUGGAUGCUGAAGGUGGUUCCGUCCGUCUCCAGGUGGGUGCUGCAGGAUCAGGACAGCGACGAUCAGGAUCAGGACAGCGACGUUGCUGCCGAAGCUGUGCUGGUCGAGGCUAUUAUGAAGCGGCGCAAGGCAGCAGCCGAUCAGAAUUUGGUCGACAACGCCACACUGUUGGUGAGUGGCCUGUCGAAGCGGUUCCUGGCCUCCAGCCGUCCAGCCGUUGGCGGCAUCACCUUCAGGGUGGCGAGGGGGGAGUGUCUGGGCCUGCUGGGGGUCAACGGGGCAGGCAAGACCACCACCUUCAGGAUGCUGACCGGGGACGAGAAGCCGUCCGGAGGAGACGCCAUGAUUGGUAACAUUUCGCUUCAGGGUAACACGCAAACGUUUGUGCAGCAGAUAGGAUACUGCCCUCAGUUUGAUGCUGUCUUGGGGGAGCUCACCGGAAUAGAAAUGCUGACGCUCGUUGGUAGACUACGAGGAGUCAGCGAAGGUCGCAUGAAACACACCGUUCAAUCUCUGGUAUCUCUUGUGGGCCUGACGGAGUGCGCCAAGCGGCCCUCCUCCACAUAUUCCGGCGGUAACCGUAGGAAGCUGUCGACAGCCAUGGCGCUCGUAGGGUCGCCUCCGCUGGUGUUCUUGGACGAACCCACCUCGGGAGUGGACCCAGCCUCGCGCCGGAAGGUGUGGACGGCCGUCAGGCAAGCCGUCAACAAUGGCCAGAGCGUGGUCCUCACCAGCCACUCCAUGGAAGAGUGCGAGGCUCUCUGCAGCCGCAUAGUCAUCAUGUCUCGAGGGACUCUGCGUUGUGUGGGAACGAGCGGACACCUGAAGGCCAAGUUCGGCCAGGGAUACAGUCUGCAGGUGAAGCUGAGGACGUAUUCCCAAAGCGAACUGAGGCAGGUUGAUGGCGAGGCUGUAUAUGAAAGCAAGGUGGCAGAACUGAAGGACAUCAUCAGGUACCAUCUACCUGGAGCCAAUCUUACUGAUCAUCACAAGACAAUGUUGGCCUUCAGAGUUCCAAGCAACAUUUCAUGGGGCCAGAUCUUCAAGGUGAUGGAGGCGCUGAAGACGGGGCGCGACCCUAGCGUCUCGGGAAGCCUGACUCCUGCUGCUGCUGCUUCAGCGUCCACGUCCCUGGUGGAGGAUUAUGCCGCCUCGGACACCUCCCUGGAGCAGGUCUUCCUCUCCUUCGCCAGAGAGGCGGCGCAGAUGACCCCGGAGUUUAAAAUCCCCACCGAGCUCAUAACCAGGUUCUGAGGCCCGGCCGUGCCUCUCCUCUCAUAAUUAUCGCUUUAAUAUUUGGUGGGUAUUAAUUCACAUUAUUUAACAUAAUCACAGCACCUACCCGUAGUGCUAAUCCAUUAUUUUUUUUUACGGAAUGAAUUGGCAGUUAAUAUUCUCACCAGCGCAGCCAAGUAGGAGUCAACGCGGCGUUGGGGAACUACAAUUUCUAGUCACUGAAUUACGUUAGAGUUGCUCAGGUGAUUUAUACAUUUAUAAGCAAAUUAGCAUUGAUAAGUUGGAUUUUAGAUCGUGUUUCGCUAAUGGAGUUAUUUCUCUCACCGGUAUUGCUUAUGCCAGUGGUUUCUAAGAUUGUUUCUCGUUCCCCCUUUUUAACCAUGGUCUUACCUGUGGACCCCAGAAACAACGUACUCACCUAUGGACCCCAGAAACAACGUUCUCACCUGUGGACCCCAGAAACAACGUUCUCACCUGUGGACCCCCAGUAACGGGGGUUGCCAACUUGGUCACGUUACCUAAACACACCACAGGAGCUGAAAGGGAAGAAAGCAGUAAACGAAUUCCCCAGUUGACAGGAUUGACCUUACAAAAAAAAUAGUUGCUGUGACAACUGACGGUGCAGCACCCAGCAUGAUCGGUACAGAAGUAGGCUUUGUAAAUGUGUUUGAUAAAUAUGUUGGGCAUCCACUGGUAGGCUUUCAUUGUAAUUUACACACGGGGCCCCUUGUGUGCCAAAGCUGGCCUUGAGGAACUUGAAGUGAUAAACUGUAACAAAGAUAAUUAAUUAUAUUUAUGCGCAUUCUUUGAUAAAUAGAAAGGAAAAAAAAUCCAGAAUUAACUGAGCGAGGUGAAUUCGGCGUACACAGGACUACUUGUGUACAAUAAUGCUUGUUACUUUAGUAGUGUUUCCGUCCUUAAAUGAUUUGUUGAGUGAGUGAAAAUUGCCCAUUUUAUGACGAAUGAAAAUGUUCUUCUCAGGAGUUAUGUGAUGUUGUGUGGAUUUGUUGAAUGAUACUUUUUCACAGAUUUCUCACAUUUAAAUGACUUCAACAUCAAAUUACAAGCCUCUGGCAAAACCUUGUUAUGGUUGAUGACGUAAAAGCCUUUGAAACCAAUCGGAAAACUUUUAAACGUUAUAUCAACAAUGACAUUUUUAAAUGUUUCUCAAGCCUAAAAAAAAAGUGACAGAUCUUGAAAUUCAUGAAAAUAUAGAUAUUCAGAGCCCAUAAAUGCAAUUUUUGAGCAUCGUCGAUUCAACUGUUGAUAAAUUUUCCUGAAGAUUUCCUAAAUUCAGGUUAUUUGAAGAAACUGCAAACGUCAUAAGAGUGCUAGACAGUGCAACAUUAAACAAUCUAAAUUUGAAAAUGUUGCAGUAGAUUCAUUUGGAUUAUAUUGAGAUGCAAUUCAUUUACACAGCGGUUCAAUUUUAAGGCAAACAAAUGUAUCGAUUUAAGAGCUGAACUAGAACAUGUUGAAAGAGAUCGGUUAAUGACUGAAUUACCGCAGACAUUAGUAAAAAUAAUGUUUUGAAACUUUAGAAUUCCAUUCCAGAAACUUUAAUGUUUCAAACAUCUCGUAAUGGUUGUUUCAACAGUAUUUUCGUUGAAAUAUGCGAUUCAUCAUUUUUAUUGAGGAACUUUCUCAAGAUUAUAGGAGUAGACUUGCUGAUGAAACUAUUGCUACUUUACUGGCUCUAGUAAAGCGAAAAACUCUUUAGUAAAACACUUAGUAAAGAGCAAAACUCAAAGCAAUAAAACAAUCGUAGCUCAAAACAAUCAAAUACGAGCAUAUGAAAUAUAUCAUCACUUGUGCACCUGCAAAAGUCUCAUUGAAAGUAAAAAAAAAAAAAAAAUCAUAAUAUGAACGAAAGUUUAUAAUUUAACAUUUACAUUUCUCAUUGCUACUUAUAAGGUCAAAUAUUAUUGUAAAUUGUUAUUUUUCAAUUGCCUUUGUUAAAAAAGUGAAUAUUAAUAAUAUUUUUACUGCCUUC